This is a messenger RNA of Marmota monax (woodchuck), 2216 nucleotides long. It is a transcript of the gene Angptl6, whose product is annotated as angiopoietin like 6. NCBI's taxonomy places the organism in Eukaryota, Metazoa, Chordata, Mammalia, Rodentia, Sciuridae. The transcript has 8 exons. Bases 16 to 1971 code for a protein of 651 amino acids. The record is from RefSeq and is a predicted model, not a curated record.
AGAGGGAAUCGGGCCAUGGCGGUUUUUCAUUCUCGUCCUGUCGGCCGAUGGGCUGAGGAUGGAAACUCCACCUCAACUUCCGGAGACUUUGGGCACGGCGGGCGCUUCGUGAAUAGUCCACCCCGCCCUCUUCCACCCAGAGCCCGGGUCUUGGCCUCAGCCUCUGGCUUUCCCCCAAAACCUCGCCUGGGAGGGGAGGCCACCCGCCCAGGCCCUCUCUCGGCUCCCCCAGCCCCUGCCCCCUCCCCAUCCUUUGUCCUCCCAUCUCGGCCUCCCUUUCCUCCAACAUCGGCCGUCCGCAUCAUCAGCGGGUUUCCAGCUUUCCCUCUCCUCUCCAUCGUUUCCCUGUCUCUCCCUUCUCCCCAGCCCCGGAGUCCACUCGGGUUACUCCAGGAGUUCAGGACGGUUGGAAGUGGGGAAGGAGGCUGCUCCCCCGAUGCUGGGCUGCUGGCCGGCAGGGCCUUCAUACAGCUCAGAGGCCCUCCUGGACCCUCGGCUUUUCCUCUGACUUCUUGUGCCUGCUGUGAGCUUCGCUGGAUUCAGGGUCUUGGUCCUGAGAGGAACGUCAUGUCGGUGCCCCGGUGGCGCGCGCUGCCGCUGCUGCUCCUGCUGGGCGCGUCGUGGGCGCGGGCGGGCGCCCCGCGCUGCACCUACACCUUCGUGCUGCCCCAGCAGAAGUUCACCGGCGCCGUAUGCUGGAGCGGAGCGGCUGCCGCACGUCCCACUUCCGAGGCCGUGAACGCCAGCGAGGUGGCGGCGCUGCGCAUGCGCGUCGGCCGCCACGAGGAGCUGCUGCGCGAGCUGCAGAGGCUGGCCGCCGCCGACGGCGCAGUGGCCGGCGAGGUGCGCGCGCUGCGCAAGGAGAGCCGCGGCCUGAGCGCGCGCCUGGGCCAGCUGCGCGCUCAGCUGCAGCAUGAGGCCGGCACGGGGGCGGGGCCGAGCCAGGGGGCGGAGCCUGCCGCUGCGCUGGCGCUGCUCGGGGAACGCGUGCUCAAUGCGUCGGCCGAGGCUCAGCAGGCCGCAGCCCGCUUCCACCAGCUGGACGUCAAGUUCCGAGAGCUGGCACAGCUGGUCAGCCAGCAGAGUGACCUCAUCGCCCGCCUGGAGCGCCUGUGCCCGGGGGGCGCCGGCGGGCAACAGCAGGUCCUGCCCCCGCCCCUGGUGCCUGUGGUGCCCUUGAGUCUGGUGGGCAGCACCAAUAACACCAGCAGGAGGCUGGACCCAGCCCCAGAGCCCCAGAGAGACCAGACCCGGAGACAACAGGGCCCCUUGGCCUCUCCUAUGCCUGCAGGGUCCCUUGUGAUCCCCACCAAGCCAUCAGGCCCGUGGCAGGACUGUGCGGAGGCCCACCGGGCAGGCCACAGCCAGAGUGGGGUCUACGAGCUGCGACUGGGCCGGCUCGAGGUGUCUGCGUGGUGCGAGCAGCAGCUGGAGGGCGGAGGGUGGACGGUGAUCCAGCGGCGCCAGGACGGCUCCGUCAACUUCUUCACCACCUGGCAGCACUACAAGGUGGGCUUUGGGCGGCCUGACGGGGAAUACUGGCUGGGCCUUGAACCUGUGCAUCAGCUGACCAGCCGGGGGGACCACGAGCUGCUGGUGCUCCUGGAGGACUGGGGGGGCCGUGGGGCACGUGCCCACUAUGAUAGCUUCUCUCUGGAACCUGAGAGCGACCACUAUCGCCUGCGGCUUGGCCAGUACCACGGUGACGCUGGAGAUUCUCUUUCUUGGCACAACGACAAACCCUUCAGCACCGUGGAUAGAGACCGAGACUCCUAUUCCGGUAACUGCGCCUUGUACCAGCGCGGGGGCUGGUGGUACCAUGCCUGUGCCCACUCCAACCUCAAUGGUGUGUGGCACCGUGGUGGCCACUACCGAAACCGCUACCAGGAUGGUGUCUACUGGGCUGAGUUCCGUGGCGGGGCAUACUCCCUCAAGAAGGCCGCCAUGCUGAUCCGACCCGCCAGGCCCUGACUGCCCGGGCCUCUGUCCGCCUGGCCCCAGGGUGUUUCCCAGCAGAAGACUAAAUUGUCCUGGCCGCACCUUCUCUGUGGCUCAGUGCUGAGCCUGUCCCGGACUUUCCCACUGUGGAUUUGCUCCCCAGAGCCCCAGAAUGGGACCCAGGAGUCCCCCCACCCGUGUCGCGGGCCCAGACAGCUCCCCAAGGGCACUUGUCUCGGAUUUGAGCUCACAUUUUAUAACAACACAGAGCAUCCAGA